Messenger RNA from Punica granatum (pomegranate), 964 nucleotides. The record is from RefSeq and is a predicted model, not a curated record. Lineage: Eukaryota; Viridiplantae; Streptophyta; Magnoliopsida; Myrtales; Lythraceae.
UCUCAUUUUUUUCCCGGUAUAGGCAGAGCAGUAUAAGUACUCUGCUUCGACCUCCAUUGCAUCCCCCUGUCUACAGUUCUUUUCUCUUCCCCGAACUAACUGGCAAGAAAAAAUAGCAAAGCUAACUCCAUCAAUGGCGUCGACUAAGGUCUUCAUUGUCUACUACUCCAUGUACGGACAUGUGGCUAGGCUCGCCGAAGAGAUCAAGAAAGGCGCAGAAUCGGUGGAGGGAGUCGAAGCCAAAUUGUGGCAGGUUCCCGAGAUGUUGCCUGAGGAUGUUCUUGCUAAGCUGAGCGCUCCGCCGAAGAGUGACGUUCCCAUCAUUUCUCCUGAUCAGCUCCCGGAAGCCGAUGGGCUCAUCUUUGGGUUUCCGACCCGAUUCGGUAUGAUGGCCUCUCAGUUCAAGGCCUUCUUCGAUGCAACCGGCGGGCUAUGGAGGACCCAGAAGCUGGCUGGCAAGCCCGCGGGAAUUUUCUACAGCACUGGAUCCCAGGGCGGCGGACAAGAGACCACCGCGUUGACGGCAAUAACCCAGCUGACUCACCAUGGGCUGAUAUUUGUGCCGAUUGGGUACACGUUUGGGGCUGGGAUGUUUGAGAUUCAACAGCCCAAGGGGGGGAGCCCUUAUGGGGCCGGGACAUUUGCCGGCGACGGUUCAAGGCAGCCAACCGAGCUCGAGCUCGCCCAAGCUUUCCACCAGGGCAAGUACUUUGCCGGCAUCACCAAGAAGCUUAAACAACCUGCUGCUUAGAUUGGAUUGCUCUCAAUCGACUGAAUCAUCCAUCACAAUCCACCCAUGAAAGUAUCUCCCCUCAUAAUAUUUCCAAUAAAUUUUAGUCCGACACUUAUUUUUCAUGAGAAUUAAAAUCAGUUUGGAUUAUACAGUUUGGAUAUACACAGUUUGUGUGUUUAUCGAUCUGAAAUAUUAAUGAAAAUUUGCUCUGCAACUCGGUAUUUUCAACUA